CUGCUCUUCAGGCCUCUGAAAUGACUUCACGCAGAGUGAUUUGCAGAUGAUGAUGUGAGCCAGAAGAACACUCUCUUCAGGAGAAGCUCUCCCAUUUCAAAGCCAGAGAAACAUCUUGUUCAUGUAGAAACCAGACUUUUCCCACCGGUCUGCAAUGCUGUGGCUGUGGAUUUCUCUGGUGUGGGUUGGAAGCUGCGCUUCUCACAGCCUGUUCACCUGUGAGCCCAUCAAAGUGCCAAGGUGCCUUGGGUUGAAAUACAACAUGACUUUCUUUCCUAACAUGAUGGAUCACUACGAUCAGGAUAUCGCUGCAAAAAAAAUGGAGCCAUUUAUGCCCCUGAUAAAUCUCCGGUGCUCACUGGACGUCCAUGACUUCCUGUGCCGCGCCUUCUUCCCGAUCUGCAGUAAGGAUAACAUGGUGAUCCAGCCAUGCAGGGAAACGUGUGAGAAAGUUCUGUCCGACUGUGAGGAAAAUAUUCGCAUGUUUGACAUCACCUGGCCUCCUGAACUGCAGUGCAACAAAUUGGACCUGUGUUCGUUAGUCGGCUUUGACCUUCCCUCAACCACUCCUGAGACCUUCUCCUCUCCAAGGAGAGACCUGGGCUUCUGGUGCCCUCUGCAGCUGAAGACCAAGCCAGGCCAUGGCUCCUCUUUUCUCGGUGCCCAGGACUGCGCCCCCCCUUGCUCCAACAUGUACUUCAAACCCCACGAUGUCGACUUCGCCAAAAGCUUCAUCGGCGUGUGCUCCAUCAUCUGCCUCGGCGCCACUCUCUUCACUUUCCUCACGUUCCUCAUCGACGUCAAACGUUUUCGAUACCCGGAGCGCCCUAUAAUCUUCUACGCCGUCUGCUACAGCUUCGUCUCGCUCAUAUAUUUCAUCGGCUUCCUGCUCGGAAACGGCGCCGCCUGCACCAAAGCGAGCCACCCAGCCGGCGUGGAUACCGUGGUGAUGGGCUCGCACAGUAAAGGCUGCACUCUGUUGUUUAUGCUCCUUUAUUUCUUCACUAUGGCGGGUAUGGUCUGGUGGGUCAUACUCACCAUCACCUGGUUCCUUGCAGCUGGACCCAAAUGGAGCUGUGAAGCUAUAGAAAAGAAAGCGGUGUGGUUCCACACGGCCGCCUGGGGACUCCCCGGGGCUUUGACCGUCAUGCUGCUGGCGCUGAACAAGGUCGAAGGCGACAACAUCAGCGGGGUUUGCUUCGUGGGGCUCUACGACCUGGACGCACUGCGGUACUUCGUCUUGGCUCCGCUCUGCGUGGGCGUCAUAGUGGGCCUCUUCCUCAUCCUGGCGGGCAUCGUCUCCCUCAACCACGUCAGACAGGUGAUCCAGCACGACGAGCGCAACCAAGAGAAGCUCAAGAAGUUCAUGAUCCGGAUCGGCGUGUUCAGCUGCCUCUACCUGGUUCCGCUGGUCACCCUGCUGGCGUGCUACACCUACGAGCAGAGUCACCGCAGCUCCUGGGAGAACACCUGGAUCAACGACAGGUGUCAGGACUACAGCAUCCCCUGCUCCCAUAAGCCUACAGAGCACCACCGCCCUGACCUCUCUUUGUUUCUGGUCAAAUACUUGAUGACGCUGGUGGUUGGGAUAUCCGCUGUAUUCUGGGUCAGCAGCAAAAAGACCUGUUCAGAGUGGGCCUACUUCUUCAAAAGAACCCGGAAAACAGACCCGAUCAGCGAGAGCCGCCGGGUACUUCAGGAGUCCUGCGAGUUCUUCCUUAAACACAACAGCCGAGUCCAGCACAACAAGAAGCACUACAAGCACGCCUCCCACAAGCUCAAAGUCAUCUCCAAAUCCAUGGGCACCAGUACCGCCGUCUCCCCAGCCAAUCAAAGCUCCUCCUUUAGCAACCAGGAGGCACACAUGAGGAGCUCGGUGUCCGAUACUUCCGUCAGAGAGCAGCUGGAUCGAGGCGCUUCCAGCCGAAGCUCCAGGAGGGCGGAGAGGGAACGAGAGGGGGGAGAGAGGCGCAGCAGAGGUGGCAGCUCCAGUAAGAUCAGCAGCCGCUCGGAGAGCAUGAACAGAGUUAUGGACGGCAGAAUGACUCCAUGGAGCGAGCUGUCAGACACUAGACAAGCUACGAGUGGACAGCAACAGCAGCAGCGUCCAGGUGUAAACCCAUCACACAGCAGCAGCAGCAUCCUGGACCCCGCACUCCAGACAGCAGACACGGUGCUCGAGGAGAGCAAGGACCCAAAGGAAAUGUAAAAAUCCCAAAUGAUCCUGUCCAGGCUAAUAUCCAGAAACAGUUGACGAUGUGUCAAACACCUCUGUAGGCAGUGAAAGUCCUAAAAACCCAUCAGGUGUUUCAUAUAUGGGUUGUUUGCCCAGAAUCUGUAGGAUUUAGACUGCAGCUGCUGAAGUUUCCUGCCGUUUUGUGUGUUUGGGUUUUCCAGCUUUACUGAUGGGUUAGUCUGAAUGUUAAAGAACCCACCAUGCUACUACCAAUGGUCAAUUAAGAAUACUACUUCCAUUAUGAGUACCUUUUUAGAGUUUUUUGUGAAGUGGUAUUUAAAUCCUUCAAAAUAAAUUGCAGCAUGUGUUUAUAUUUGUAUUUUUUUCUACUGUAUAUUUUUCUACUGGUCAACACACUGGAUUUUAUAAAGCGUUUUUAUGACGUCACCAAACAUUCAACCCAAAAGGCGCCGUUGUGUCUUUAGAAGUCUUAUCACUGCUGUUUAGAUAUAAGGUUUGAUGCGAGACCAAGGUAUGCACCACUCUUUAAAGAUGUUGUUAAACUUGAAAUACUUAAAACAUGUAAAGUCAUUUUGAGAAGGCUCUAGUUUUUUAUUGUCUUCUCUGAACUUUUCGUCAUGUUUUUAUUUUCACUCUAUUUUUAAAGACAUAUUGAAAGAACUUGGUUAAAUUACUGUUGUGUAACAACUCAAACCUAAUCAAGCAGGUAUUUUGCACUUAAAGCACAAACCACUAAAUACUGAGUGAUAGAAAAAUACCAGCAAUGUUUCAUGGACACAAGUGUGUGCAGGCCUGGCCAAACGUUUGACGCCCUGAGCAAUGUUUUAUCUAGGAGUGCACUUCCUGCAUUUAUUACAGACUUUGGGAGCCUUUCAGAGGAUAAAAGAAGUUUGAUGUUUCGUUCACAAACAAUUUAGUAAAAAAAAGCUUUUAUUUGUUAACUUAAGAACAAACUAAGCAGAAGAAAUGAUCUUGAACCUAUGAAGGUUUUCUAUAGUCUGUAUACUACUGAUACAUUUUAAACAUGUCCUGUGUAAAUAAGCAUUCCCAGUGUCUGCUUGUAUCUUAGUGUUCAUGUUUAGGUGACACAUGAAUUAUCUCAACUUGUUUUUGCACAUGAAAAUGCUUAGAUGCUGCAUCUGUCUUUGAAUUUUUGUUGUUUUAUUCUUGGGGUUAAAAGAAAUUUCAAGAAUCACAACUUAAAAGGGAAACUGUGUCAUUAAGUGUUUUAUUUUAUAUUUUUGUCACUGGAUAAUAUGUGUGGAUUAUAAUGUGCCUUCUGUAGUCUCAGAUUCUCUAUUUUGUUUUCCACAGUCAGUUUUUGUAUCUUUCUCUUUGUAGUUUUUUAUUGUGAUAAUUUUUAUGAAGUUUUUAAUAAAAAAGUA
This is a messenger RNA of Cyprinodon variegatus (sheepshead minnow), 3582 nucleotides long. It is a transcript of the gene fzd6, whose product is annotated as frizzled class receptor 6. The transcript has 7 exons. The record is from RefSeq and is a predicted model, not a curated record. Gene Ontology annotation, biological process: canonical Wnt signaling pathway; non-canonical Wnt signaling pathway. The coding region runs from base 155 to 2209 and encodes 684 amino acids. Lineage: Eukaryota; Metazoa; Chordata; Actinopteri; Cyprinodontiformes; Cyprinodontidae. Gene Ontology annotation, molecular function: Wnt receptor activity; Wnt-protein binding. Gene Ontology annotation, cellular component: plasma membrane.